AUGCCUGGCAUCGAUGAGUCCAUUGUGGUACCUAACAUUGCGCUUAGUCCUAAUGCUAAGCCAGUGAAGCAAAAGAUUCGAAAGAUGAAUCAUAAGGUGGCUUUUUUAGUUAAGGUCAAGAUAGAGAAGCUCCUAAAAGAUGGCUUUUCUGCCCCAUCAACAAUUCACCCUGGAUCUCGAAAAUUGUCGGCCUCAUCUCACGCUUUAGUGACAUUAUUAGCCCAACGUGAUGAUGAAGGCCGGGAAAGAGCAGUCUAUUACAUCAUACGCACUUUGAUAGAUUAUGAAAGCCAAUCUUCUACUAUGGAAAAACAAUGCUUAGCUCUUGUCUUUGAGACUCACAAGCUAAGACACUAUAUCCUCCAUCUAGAAAUGCAGGUCAUUGCUAAAGAUGAUAUCCUUAAGUACCUUUUUGCAAAGUCUGAUCUUUCAGGAAGUUUGGCCAAGUGGGUGAUGUUGCUCUCUGAGUUUGACCUGCACUUCAUAACUCAAAAGUCAAUCAAAGGGCAGGUCAUUUCUGAUCAGUUGGCUGAUGCUCCCUCAACCAAGUCUUUUCCUACCUUAGACCUCUUCCUCGACGAGGAUAUUUUGAUCAUUGACCAGGUCUCCAUAUGGGACAAGUAUUUUUACAGAUUGAGGUGUCAAACUGGCUCAGGUGUAGGUGUGGUUUUUAUCUCACCUAAAGGAAAGCUAGUUCCUCUUUCUUUUUGUUUAGAAUUGCAUUGUGCCAAUAACAUUGCUAAGUACGAGGCCCUGAUUGCAAGACUCCAUCCUGUGAUUGCCAUGGCAAUAAAGAACAUCCACAUCCAUGGAUAUUUUGAACUUAUUAUAAACUAA
Molecule: messenger RNA, 837 nt
Organism: Cryptomeria japonica (Japanese cedar)
Lineage: Eukaryota; Viridiplantae; Streptophyta; Pinopsida; Cupressales; Cupressaceae
Exons: 2
Coding region: 1-837 (278 amino acids)
Molecular function (GO): nucleic acid binding
Source: RefSeq, a predicted model, not a curated record